Pungitius pungitius (ninespine stickleback) is the source of this 1933-nucleotide messenger RNA. RefSeq names its product class E basic helix-loop-helix protein 40-like. Gene Ontology annotation, cellular component: nucleus. Gene Ontology annotation, molecular function: RNA polymerase II cis-regulatory region sequence-specific DNA binding; protein dimerization activity; DNA-binding transcription factor activity, RNA polymerase II-specific. The coding region runs from base 412 to 1698 and encodes 428 amino acids. Gene Ontology annotation, biological process: circadian regulation of gene expression; anterior/posterior pattern specification; regulation of transcription by RNA polymerase II. The record is from RefSeq and is a predicted model, not a curated record. NCBI's taxonomy places the organism in Eukaryota, Metazoa, Chordata, Actinopteri, Perciformes, Gasterosteidae. The transcript is spliced from 5 exons.
GCAACACGUGAGCCUCAUGUGCCGGAGGUGGGUCAGGCGGAGCGCAGAGUCAGAGGGUUUAUUUAACUCGUCGCUGUGUCCUCCCCCCUCCCACUUCCCCAACGCGCCACCAAGAGGGUUUACCUUUCUUCCACGUCAAGACUACGGCGUGGAAAAUCGCAGGGGCUAACUUGAAAACUAUUUUCACGCGUAAAAUACCGUUUAUAACGGUUCGCUUUCGCUUUGCCUUUUGAACGCCGCGGGAUUUAUAAAAAAAAACAUUAUAUAUAUUUCUUGUGGCAUUUCGGUAUAUUUUACGAACUGCUCCCACCCCAUGUCAACAUUUUGAAUAUCUCUUGAAUACAUGCGCUUAUAUUUGUAACCGCAUUGGAGAAGUACCUCGAAUUGACUGUGCGGUUGGAGUGAAGAAGAAUGGAGCGAAUCCCAGGCGCGCAUCCGCCUCCUCUGUCCAAACUCCAGGUGGAUCCGUCCGACUUGCAGGGGAUGGAUUUCCCGAUGUAUGUUUAUAAACCCAGACGAGGAACGAAGAGAGGAGAGGAGAGCAAGGAAACCUACAAGCUGCCUCACAGACUCAUUGAGAAGAAAAGGCGUGACCGGAUAAACGAGUGUAUCUCUCAGCUGAAAGAUUUAUUACCAGAACACCUGAAACUCACGACUCUGGGCCAUCUGGAGAAGGCUGUGGUUUUAGAGCUUACACUCAAGCACGUGAAAGCCAUCACCUCUCUUCUGGAGCAGCAGCAGCAGAAGAUUCUUGCUCUGCAGAGCGGCAUGCAAAUUGAUCAGCCUGCUGUCAACCAGGAGAAGUCAGAGGAGAUGUUUCGCUCUGGCUUUCACAUUUGUGCCAAGGAGAUGCUUCAGUAUCUGGGCAAUCAUGAAACCGAUGGAGAUUUCGCACCAUCCCACGUGAUCAAUUACAUUCAUAAGUUAGCCGCAGAGGUGCUGCAAGGUCCGGUCCGACCAGGAACUCCUCCCAGCUCACAAUGUGAAGAAAUCCCCGCCUACCACCAGCACCAACCUAACAAGGAGACGCCGGCCGGCUUAGCCCCUAAACCCAGCGAGGGCAACGGCAGGAACUGCGUGCCCGUCAUCCAGCGGGCGCACGCUCCAAUCGGCAGCGAGCAGAGCGGCAGUGAUACGGAUACGGACAGCGGCUAUGGAGGGGAGCUGGAGAAGACUGAUUCUGGCGCGCAACAGGGGCGCCCAGACUACUACGGUCACGAGAGCCAGCUGAAGCGAGCACUGGGCGAAAGGCAGAGCUCCGGUAUCAAGCAGGAGGAUGAGGGGCCUCGCCAAAAACGGCCCCGGGUGGAGUCGUCAGAGGACGAGCCGCCCUCAGGAACAGAAUCGGCGACGUCAUCGUCCUCCAGCAGUUACGGCAGUUACAUGAGCGUCUCCCCCAACCGUCCGACUCCACCUCUUCCCCUGUGCAUGCCGUUCUACCUCCUUCCACCUUCUGCUGCGGCCUACCUGCCAAUGCUGGAGAAAUGCUGGUACCCCGGGGCCAUGCCCAUGCUCUACCCCGGCUUGGGAGGCUCCGCAGCCACGAUGCAGAGCGAAAGGCCGCUUCCACCUCAGCUGGUGGCGUCUCCGAGGGGCGGCUCGCCUCCUGCAGCCGUUGCUCAGACCCUCAUGGACUCCCCUGCUCUCCUUCAGGCGUUAAAGCAAGUACCACCCCUCAACCAGGAAGCCAAAGACUGAUAGAAUAGGGGCGACCAGGUGAUCCUGUUCUAGAGGCUGUAGUAGGAACGCGACGAUGGCCGAGGCUUUUUAUAACCCAUCCUCAUUCCUGUUCUCUGUUCCUCAGCCUAGAGGUACAACAACAAACUGGAGGACUUUUCUAAACGAUCAAGAGGAGAUGGAGGCGCGAGCUACAUCCGUUCACACUGGCAGAAUGCAACGCUCUGGUUGAAUGUUAAAUGCCCAGUGGUAUAAC